AUGGACAAGCUGAAAUUCACUCCAUCCGCACUGACAGGUUCCCGCGGUGGCCUUCACAUAGCACAGAUCUUGAUGUGUGUGGUGACAUUUAUAGUGUGCUGGAUCUGGGGUUUCCCGUCACACACCUACUGGAUCUACGGUAUGGUGAUCUGGGGUGUGUGUCCUCUCCUCACACUGUUCAUCACCAUCGUGGAGAUGUUCCUCAUCCAUAAGAUUAUCCUGGUGUUUUGUAUGGACUGGGACGAUUUCACGACAGGUAUGGUUAUGAUGUCAUCACUCUGCACGUUCUCCUGCACGGUGAUCUUCGCCAACUUCUAUAUUUGUUGGAAGUGUAUCUGGGGAUGGAUGGUGACCAUCCUCUCUGGCGUGUGUUGCGUGCUUUACUGCGUGGAGAUGUUUCGGGACAAAUGCGACUCAGCGCGUUCUGCAACAUAUGUGGCUGUGCUGCCUGGUUUCAUGAAGAUUCUGGAGGCCUUCGUUGGCUGCAUCAUUCUCAUUUCUCUGAUUGGCUACGUGGGAAAGCCGGCUCUGCUGUGGUGCAUCGUGGCUUACGCGAUUCCGCUGCCGCUAACCAUCCUGAUCAUUAUUACCAACAUCAUGACCAAGCUGAAGAACUGUCUUCCCUGCAGUAUCGACCGUUUUGUCAUUGUGUUCCUGGUCAUAUCAGUUUUGCUUUACAUCUCCGCCGCCAUUCUUUGGCCAAUCUACAGCUUUCGAGGAAACCCGCGACCCAAAGAUUGCCCUGGAAACAGCUGCAUAUGGAGCAUCCAGUUUGUUGUGACUUUUAUGACCUACGUUAACCUCGGCCUCUACGUCAUUGACCUGAUCUUCACCUGCUGUGGUAUAUGUGGAUUCAAACGCUCUUAA
Xyrauchen texanus (razorback sucker) is the source of this 867-nucleotide messenger RNA. Its product is annotated as myeloid-associated differentiation marker-like protein 2. The transcript has a single exon. The record is from RefSeq and is a predicted model, not a curated record. NCBI's taxonomy places the organism in Eukaryota, Metazoa, Chordata, Actinopteri, Cypriniformes, Catostomidae. Gene Ontology annotation, cellular component: membrane. The coding region runs from base 1 to 867 and encodes 288 amino acids.